Molecule: messenger RNA, 4918 nt
Organism: Penaeus chinensis
Lineage: Eukaryota; Metazoa; Arthropoda; Malacostraca; Decapoda; Penaeidae
Exons: 6
Coding region: 407-3889 (1160 amino acids)
Biological process (GO): central nervous system development; regulation of transcription by RNA polymerase II
Cellular component (GO): nucleus
Molecular function (GO): RNA polymerase II cis-regulatory region sequence-specific DNA binding; DNA-binding transcription factor activity, RNA polymerase II-specific
Source: RefSeq, a predicted model, not a curated record
AUGUAAGACGUCCCACUCAAUUUUUUUUCAUACUCACCCAGCCACUUCUUCAAUACAUUUCUUGAUUUUACAAGCUAUUGGGGUAAAUAUCAUCUCAGCAGUUGGUUUCUGCAAGGUUAACUAUUUUCUGGACAGUAUCCAUCUUAAGCGGGCCAUUGGUACCAAAUAUGUUGGCAAUUGCAAGCUGCAGGUAUUCUGUAGAAUCACUAAACUGUUUGUUUUUACUCUUAAAUUGUGGCAUUGGUAUUAUGUUUAUAUACUAUUUCAGUUCUCUUUGGUAACAUCACGAAACAACCCUCAAUGAAAGUGAAAAGCAACAUCAAACUACGUGGUCGACUUGGGUAAUGAAGUUGAAGAAAUACUCUCAGAAAAUUGCGUGUCCAAACAACCUUGUUCUCUUCUCCAGAUGGCAGAAAAGUGGGAUGACAGUGCGAACGAUUCGCCUGAAGUCGUCUACGAAGGUUUUUCCCCACCACCACCGCCACCUCCUACUCAUCCUCAAGCGAUGAUUAACACAGCUAGUAGUUCGUUUGUAUCAGCAGAUGGAAAUGAUGAUGGGACGCUUGGAGGUCAGCCUGGAGGGUAUAUGCCAACAGGGCCGAUGGUUGAGGAACAGGUCGUGACACACCCUAUACAUGGAGAAGGUUCUCACCAUGAAGAAAUUGAGCGGACGCGGCUGUGCUUUGUGUGCUGUAAUCCAGUCUCUGACAAGAACUUUGAGUCAAUCAAAGCCUCCAUGAACCACUCCCAUGCCCCCCUCCUGGUUCUCCUCACGGAUGUCUUGGGAUAUAAGCUAGAGGAUGGACGCUUGCAUUCACAGGUUGUUUGCAAAGCUUGCUAUCAUCUGCUUGAUAUUAUAGAUGAGUUGCAGCAGACCUUAACAGAGUCAAAGACAGAUGUCAGAACAAAGUUUUUAGAAACAGUCCAGAAACUAAAACUGAAAUAUCCAAGAACAGACAAGAUGCUAAAGCCCAGAUGUCUGCGGUGCAUCCAGAUGUCUCAAACCUCUGCUAGGAAGCGGGGCAGAGGAAGAGGCUGGAAAUCCCGGUCUGAGGACAUGAGUCGGGGGAGAGGAAGAGGGCGGGGAAGAGGUAGGGCGAGAUCACGUUCUGAAGAUGGUCAUGAUCCAGGGAGCGAUAACGACAAUGAGGGCCAGGGAUUUUGCCAUGAAGAGAUAAGGCAAGAUGCACUAUCAUCAAAGUCACACCUGCCUCAAACAUACCAAGAUAAUAGUAAGCCAGAUGGCUCACCUGUAUUGGAUCUCUCAGGUGCUCAACCCAAGUCUUCCCCAACAAGUGAACAUUGUAUCUGGAACAGCAAAGAUGGGAAUGCAAACUGGAAUGCCUUGAGCAACAGUCAGAUAACUGAUGAGCACAAUUUGUGUCUAGAUGAAAAGGAAAGAGACUGUAACUCUGUGCUUGGUGAAUCCUUUGAUAAUUGGAUAGGUCAUACCUCUCAGGUAGCCUUAAUGAAUACAGAAGUAGAUGAAUAUACACAUAAAGAAUGUGAAUAUUGUGUAGAUAUGAACUAUUAUGAUUGUUUGUUGUGUAAAGGUAGUGAUUCCAAGGUGUUUUACCAAUACUGUGAAAACUGUUUAAUGUGCCAAGGGGUUUUUAUUCCAUGGGGUAAUAAUGUUAGUCUAGAUUUCAUAGGAGACCAGUGUUCCAUUUGGAAUAUCCAAGCAAAGAAUCAUUUUCAUGGGGAAAAGUUGGAUAUAGUAAGCUAUGGUUCUAUGUCAUUGGGCAAGGAGUGCAAAGUGGAAACUGCUUUAGACAAGUUGCCAACGCUAAAUGUAAUGGAGAAGAAUAGUGUGACCAAGACACUAGAGGAGGAUUUAUUUAACUGUGCAGCUGAGACGAAGACAGAUGUUCCCUUGUUGCUUCCUUGUCUCAGGAAUGAAUCACUUGUGAGUGAAUAUGAUCAGUCUUCAAUUAAAAAAGUAAUACAUAACGUGAAUGAUAAAAAAGAGAUAGGUGGUGGAGGUGAUAGAGAAGUGGUAGAUCUUCACAGUGACAAGUUAAAUGCUGAUACUAGAUCACCAGUUGCAUUACAUGAUGAUGAGAGUGAAUGUUUAUAUGUACAAAAUGAGAUGUUUACCAAAGACACUACUGUAGCAGAAACAGAUAAGAUAAAUUCAGCUGGUCUGAUCCCUGUAGCAAAAAGCUGUUCUUCCAAUUCUCUUUUGAUGUCUGAAACUGAUGUAGUGGUUUCAGAGACCAAUGAUGAUGUCACUGUAGAAAGUGUUACAUGCAUUAUGCAGGAAGUUGAUGAAACCUCAGAUAUUGAACAUUCGUAUAUUGAAGUUAGUGAGACAUUAAAUAUAGCUUCAGAGAUUCACACCAAGUAUAUAGAAAAGAAUUCAGAUCAAGUGCAGAGUCCCCUUGCAGCAUCUCAGGGAGAGAAUGGACAAGAACAUCUCCCAGAAAAUAAAGUAGUAAGUGAGCUUGGGAAGAAGACGCUUUCAGAUGUUUUCACAGACAUAUCCAUUCAGCCUUGUUUAGGGAAGAGGAGGAGGAAGCCCACUACCAAAGCCAAGGAUUUACUGGUAGAGGAUGAGCCAAGCCUCAGUGGCACGUCUUCUGCCAGAGCUGAGAAGAAAAUCAAAGGCUUCCAGUGUGAAAACAGCAGCAAAGAGUUGGUGGAGGUUAAGGAAAACUCCAUUCAGUUGAAUGACAAGGGAAAGAGCAAAGAUUGUCGUUACAUUUGUGAAUUUUGUGGCAAGAAGUUCAAUUCCAUAGGAGGCUUCAGGUAUCAUGUUGAUGGACAUGAAGCAUCUGUUGCCAGAGUCUUCACAUGUUAUAUUUGCUCAUAUAAAACCAGGAGAAAGGCAGAUUUAAGAAAACAUAUGGUCAUUCACACAGGUGAGAAGCAGUACAAAUGUGAAGUGUGUGGACAAGAAUUUUCAGUCAACAGUUCUUACACCAGACACAUGAGGAUUCAUAGUGGUGAGAAACCUUAUAAAUGUACCACAUGUGGGAAGGACUUCAGAAGUGGAGGUACCCUCAAACAGCACAUGGUAAAACAUACAGGAGCCAGGAACUUUAUUUGUGAGGUGUGUGGAAGCAGUUUUAGCCUGCGGCACCAUUACACAGCCCAUUGGAAACUUCACAGUGGAGAUAUGCCCAUCAAGUGUAAAGUAUGCUCCGUCUCAUUUCGGAAUUACAGUGCUCUCCGACAUCACCGCAAGAAGAACCAUCCGAAGGAGGAAGCACAUAGGCUGAAGAACCUAAAAAUGAAGAUGAUUCGAGUAGAUGACAUCAAAAUGAAGCCAAGGCCAAAGGUCAUUGACCCUUCUAUUGACGUCUUGCAGCAAGCAAUGGCAGCAGCAGUCGAAUCUGUAAAUUGUGAAUGUGUUGACUCAUACACUCAAACUCUACCUGUGAAUGUUGGCACAAGUGACAGUAUUGUCUCCAAGAUCAUAGCAGAUAAUCUUGCCAGUAAGGAUUCUGUUGUUUUAGCUAUAACAGAUAUACAGGAAGAAGAGAUUGAGAAGGUAGACACUGUCAGUAACAGCCCAAAGUACAUUCAACACACACUGAGUAAUGAACUUGGAGAUAGAACACAUGCCAGUAUUGUCCACUCAGUUGAUGUUAGUGAUGGUGCUGCUUCCACACUUGGAGAAAGUGAAGAAAAGAGUACAGUUCAUUAUACAAAUGAAAAUUCUCUACACAGUUCCUUUUACAAUGGAGAUGGAGUAAACAAUGCGAGGGACUUUAUUGUUGUGAAUAAUGAGGGGGAGCCUAUGCCAGACCUGAAGCCUGAGAAUGUAAAGGUUGUCCAAACCAGUAAUGAAGACACAUCACCCAUGUACAUUGUCUUGUCGGACAUUCAGGCUCAGGACUCACAGCUGUACAUUGUUCUCGAUAAAGAUGCUCAUGUUUCAGGCUAAAUGUACACCCUUUCAGUUUCAUUCAAAUGAAUGAGAUUACUUUUAGAAACCGAAUGUGGUUAAUAAGGUAUUUGUUUUUGAUAUAUCAGUUUUGUGGACCAAAUUAAAUAGGAUGCUUAAGGUAUGGUUACUAGACUACUGUAUGGAAAUAUACAAACAGGCAUAGUAUCCAUUUCUAGGUAUAAAUGAUAACAAGCUUAUAUUUAUAUGUAAAAGAAGCCCAAGAAACUUAUUUAUUAAUUAGUCAGAUAGUCAGCCAGUCUUUUCAUUUAACAUUUCUGCAGACCAAGCUAGGUAAAUCAGUUACAGUCUGUAAAUCUUACAGUGUAACAAGAAUAGGUUAUAGAAAAUAUGGGAGCAGCAGAGAGUGACUGUGAUAUUUGUUGUGCUCAACUAAUUUUUAGUCGUAAACAGUCUAUUUAUGAAUAAUUAGUCUCAUAACUAGGGAAUGCUAUGAUUAAUAUUUCUAGUAAAUGAAAGUAGUUUUAUAGAAAAAUAAAUUAUUUUAGGAAUAUUUAUUUAAAAGAUAAUUCUUUGGCAAUGAGUUUUAUAAAUAAGUGGGAAGGAUUCAGACUGUCUAGUUAUUUUGCAGUGCUGAUAUAUAAAUGUUCAGUCUGAAAAGUAUUUUUAUAUUAGCCUUGAAAAUUAUUACAUUAUAUUAUAUUGUAUAAAUUGGCAUUUGUUUGUGCUAUUGAAGAGAGACACGGAACAUAGAUUAAGGUUAGAACAUGGCAUCUUUUGAUAACUUUAAGAAUUCAUUGUAUUUAAAAGAUUAUGUAAAGUGGUCAAGGAAAGUAGGUAAAUCAUAAGAAAAAAUGCUUUAAGUUUGAGAUUUAAUUUGACUUAGGUUAGAGUCACCAAACCAGUGAAGCAGGAGGGGAAGGUGGGUCGAGAUGUAUUCUGCAAUAGGCUAGUGGUAUUUAUAAAGAAAUAUGUAUGUAUAUAGUUAAAGAUUCAGAUCUGACAUUUCUCUCUCUCUCUCUCUCUCUCUCUCUCUCUCUCUCUCUCUCUCUCUCUCUCUCUCUCUCU